AUGUUGUCAUAUAAAAGUCGCCGCUGCCCAUCCGCUACUUCACCUUCUGCGCCUUACGACAAGACGUGCUUCACUCGAAUGCGGUUAUCUCUUCUGUCAUGCAUCGCUUCUGGCGUCUGGAUUUCCGCUUGGACACACUUACCGCGCCUUUCACCGCGCGAGCGCUUACCAGCUGGCCUGCCCAAAUCACUUUCAGUGAAUGAUGCGCUUUUCAUUGACAUGCCUCUCGAUCACUUCUCCAAUACGAGCACAACCACCUUCAGAAACAGAUACUGGGUCAACGCCACAUACUACGUCCCCGGCGGCCCGGUCUUCCUAUUCGACUCCGGCGAACAAAACGCAGAGCCACUUCUACCUUACUAUUUGCAGGAGUACCAUGGUCUAUCGGCCACGAUGCAGUUUGCGAAGCGGUACGGUGGCGUGGCGGUCCUUUGGGAGCACAGAUACUACGGUGCAUCUCAGCCCUUUCCCAUCAAUCACAACACGACAGCGGAUGAAUGGCAGUAUCUGACAACGGAGCAAGCUCUCGAAGACGUAGUCUUCUUCGCGAACCACUUCUCUCUCAACUCUUCCAACGGGAGUUCGGAUACCUCGACUGGAGAAUCCGCCCGUCAUCCAUCGCGUACACCCUGGGUUUGGCUCGGCGCGUCGUACCCUGGCGUACGAGGUGCUCUGAUGCGCGUGCGAAACCCGGAGGUUAUCUACGCCGUGUGGGCAAGCUCCGCUCCCGUUCAAGCGCAGAUUGAUAUGGCGUCGUACUACGAGGCUGCAGAGAGGAGUUUGACGAGGAACUGUUCUGCGGAUUGGGUAGCGGUCACGCGAUACGUGGAUGAUGUGCUAGCGAAUGGAACGGCUGAGGCUCAAACCGAUAUGAAGGUUCGCCUCCUGAGCGCCCGCGCCAGUUCGCCGACGCAGAACAUCACGGCCUCCGCCGCACAAGCGGCUGAGGCAUCCAAUUCCGACGCCGCUGGCGUCCUGAUGGACCCGCUAAACUUCUAUCAGUAUUAUGGUUUCGCUGCGUCGGUGCUUCCCUUCUGCAACAUUGUUGAAACGCGGAACGGGACCGCCGAACCAAUGGAGGGCGGGUUGAUCUCUGCCAUGCCCGUCGAGGACGUUCUGGACGCUUUCCUCAGCGCUAUCGCGCAGGUGGACUAUGACGAUAUCCCGAGCUCUGACGAUCCGGCCACAGAUCUAGCGUGGAUGCGACAGUAUUGUUCAGAAUACGGCUUCUAUCAACGCGGAGACCCAUCGAAUCCGCUCUCCAUCGAGACCAGCUUCGAAUCGCUUGACCUCUUCCAGGCGCAGUGUAACGAGACCUUCCCAGACAUACGGGGACCUCCGAAGGUGGAGAAUAUCCUGAAGUAUGGAGGAUGGACUAUGAACCCGUCGAAUGUGCUCUUCACGAAUGGCGAAUUCGAUCCGUGGCGAACGAUGGGCCUGGCAUCUAUCGAGUCCAACUCGCCCAUGCGUAUCCCGAGCCCGGCCGUCCCACCUUGCAACACUUCGCCCGCGAACACGUCCACGUUCUUCGGCCUGACACACGACGGGAUGGUGCAUGCGUCCGACCUACGUGUUCUUCUUGAACCAGACGCCAAUCAUACCGACUUCAUGACCGUGGGCUUCUAUAGCCCUAUAUCGCAGGCGCCGUUCUAUACGGGAAUGGGCUUGUUUGGGCUGGCUUUGGAUGCGUGGCUUCCUUGUUUCAACGCGUCGGAGAUUGCUAUGCAAGACGUUGUCGAGUAG
This is a messenger RNA of Peniophora sp. CBMAI 1063, 1743 nucleotides long. The record is from the annotation of a GenBank genome assembly. NCBI's taxonomy places the organism in Eukaryota, Fungi, Basidiomycota, Agaricomycetes, Russulales, Peniophoraceae.